UUGUUGUUUCGGUCACUGUUGCAAACGGGAUGCGACGACGUGCCGCAGUAAUUGGACUAGUUUUCUACCGUGAAACAAACUCUAUGUGUUGGAAUUGAGGGGCACCAUCCAGCGAAUUUUGUUUUUACUCGCAAGGAAUAUCACCGCGACUUUUUCUGUUAGUGCAGGGUUGCUUCCAACUUGGCUACCAUUUCGAUGUCUUCUAACAGAAACACGACUUCAGUCGCCACCGGUGCCUUUUCGAAGUAGCCUACUUCGGAGGAUUUUUCCGUAUUUAGUCCAAGAAUGCAUCAUUAGGACACAUGUAACUGAGCGUCCAGUCUCAGUACUGUAUAUGGACUGACUACUGGAUUAAACGCAAUUGGACUCAUCAGAAACAAGGCGUAAAUGGAUCGUCAUUCCAGUUACAUUUCGAUCUGGUUUCAAUUGGAACUAUGUGCCAUGGCUGUUCUCCUCACUAAAGGAGAGAUCAGGUGUUACUGUGAUGCCCCACACUGCGUUGCCACCGGUUACAUGUGCAAGUCAGAGCUCGGCGCAUGUUUCACGCGGGUCCUUGACCCACUGAGCGUGAACUCUCCCCUCACGCAUGGAUGCGUGGACUCAUUCACGAACCCUGUGGACAUUUGCCUUGCGAAAAGCUUGGAUGUAUUGCCCGGAGGUUCCCCCGUGCUGGAGUGCUGUCAUGAGGAUAUGUGCAAUUACAGAGGACUGCACGAUCUGGGACAACCCCGCGGUGAUCCAACAGAUCAUGGACGAUCACAGACAGACAAUGGGCCCAACAGGCACUUGGUGACGCGGGUGACCGAGCUGUCGUCGGGCAAGGAGGUGUGGUUCCGGGCGGCGGUGAUCGCCGUGCCCAUCGCCGGAGGUCUGAUCCUGGUCCUGCUCAUCAUGCUGGCGUUGCGCAUGCUGCGAAGCGAGAACCGGCGGCUACAGGCCCAGCGCCAGCAGAUGCUCUCCCGGCUGCACUACAGCUUCCAUGGGCAUCAGGCCAAGAAGGGCCUGCCCGCCGCCGCCACCCUGGCCAAGCUGGACCUGGAGUGCAUGGUGCCGCUGGGCGCCGGCGCCGAGAGCUGCUGCCUGGCCUGCGACAAGCUCCGGCAGGCCGAGCUGGCUGGGGUCACGUCCGGCGGAAUUGGAGGAGGAAGUGGUGGAGGUGUUGGAGGAGAACGCAUCCUGUCGCUGGUGCACUGGGGAGUCUACAGUGGACAUGGGAAGCUGGAGUUUGUAUGACACGGACGACAUAGACGACUCACGCUUCCAACUGGCGUCAGAGGAAGAGUCUGAACUCUUUUUCAUAACAAAAC
Messenger RNA from Alosa alosa (allis shad), 1307 nucleotides. RefSeq names its product BMP and activin membrane-bound inhibitor (Xenopus laevis) homolog a (gene bambia). Gene Ontology annotation, biological process: transforming growth factor beta receptor signaling pathway; positive regulation of canonical Wnt signaling pathway; negative regulation of transforming growth factor beta receptor signaling pathway. The coding region runs from base 388 to 1233 and encodes 281 amino acids. Gene Ontology annotation, molecular function: frizzled binding. The transcript is spliced from 3 exons. The record is from RefSeq and is a predicted model, not a curated record. Lineage: Eukaryota; Metazoa; Chordata; Actinopteri; Clupeiformes; Clupeidae.